AUGCUGGAGCUCGGUGUCUUGCACGAGGGCUUCAACCCAGACAGCCGCAUCUCCAAAGGCGAUCAGCGCAUUAGCAUGGUGCCGGAUGUCGCCGAGCAGCUCAUCAAGGACGGCUAUGGGGUGAUCGUCGAGAAAGGAGCAGGAAUCUACUCCGGCUUCACCGACGAGGCGUACCAGGCGAAGGGCUGCAAAAUCGCGAGCCGAGCCGGUGUCAUCCAGAAGAGCACUGUGCUGUUUUCGAUCGAGCCGCCCACGGCAGACUUCGCACAGUGCAAGGGCAAGGUGAUCAUCUCCUGGGUGGGACGGCUGCUGGACAAGGGCAAGGACAUCUGCGAGAAAGCCAAGGCCGCCGGCGUCACCCUCAUCGACGUGACCGCCGUCCCGCGCAUCACCAUUGCGCAGAAGUUGGAUGUCCUCAGCUCCCAGGCUAAGGUGGCAGGGCACCGCGCCGUGAUCGAGGCCUCCUAUUCCUUCGGCCGUUUCCACACUGCCGAGAUGACGGCCGCAGGCAAGUACCCGCCCUCGCAGACUUUCGUCCUGGGCUGCGGCGUCGCCGGCCUGGCGGCCAUCGGUACUUCCAAGGCCAUGGGCUCCGUCGUGCGGGCCUGGGAUGUCCGUGACGUCUCUGACCAGGUCCACUCCAUGGGCGCCAAGUGGGUCAGCGUGGAAUUCAAGGAGAGCGGCGAGGGCCAGGGCGGCUACGCCAAGGAAUCUUCGGAUGCCUUCAAGAAGGUGCAGCAGGAGACUUUCAAGAAAGUCCUGUCCGAGUGCGACAUCGCCAUCUCCACAGCCGCCAUCCCUGGGCGACCCUCGCCUCUGCUGAUCACCAAGGACGCCGUGGGCGCCAUGCGUCCCGGAAGCGUCAUCGUAGAUCUUGCGGCGGCCGGUGGCGGUAACUGCGAGUUGACGAAGCGCCUCGGCGAAGCGGUCGUAUGCGGUCGUUUCGCGCAGCGACGCCUCUACGUACAGCGGUUAUCAGCCGUAGUUAGCUCCGUAAUGGACAUCGUGCCGUUCACAACGGCCGCGGGCAACAACGGGGACGGUGGUAUUGGUGGCAGACAAGAGCAGGAAGCAAACCAGUACUUCUUGCAUUUGUUGCAGGAGAAUACUCAGGUGAACUUGUUCUUGAAUGACCCCCGCAUCCAAAGUGCCUUGGAGCUUCGCGCGGAACAAAGACAUCGUUUUGCACUGGACAACGUGUACGCCGAAGCCAACGCAUACAUUGCACACCUAGAGGCAACUGCGGAUGCGAAUCAUCGUCAACAACUAGCAUUUGUGAGCCAAUCCACACACCUGUUGGUGGGACAGCUACACAAUGAAGUACGAGUGCUAGAGACAAUCGCCCGAGCAGAACGACAAUCAGCCAACGAGCUGCAGGCACAGCUGGCACGCGCACAAAGGGAAAGUCAUGAUGAAAGGUCUAUGGCCAUGCAGUUUGAUGCACAUCGGUCCGAGCUGGAAGCAGCAGCGCGCACGCUCACUGCGGAAAACAGACAGCAUGAACGUCGUUUCGCGGAUUUGCGCUCGAGUAUCGAAGAAAACCACAGUGAGAUGAUUGCCUUUUUAGGGUCUGAGUUUGAGGAAAAGCUUCAAUGGGAAGAGAAUGAGUACUACCAUAGGCUAACCUCUGAGGCACAGCAGUACGAUAGCUUGGUUGAUGACCUGCAGGACAGGAAUGCGGAGCUUAUAGCUGAGGUCGACUCACUCAGGACUGUCUUGUCGACAGCGGAGAAUAGCCCACCGCAAGGUGGUGCCGUGCCGGUGAAAGUCGAUCCCAGUGAGAGCUCCAAGCUUCAACCAAGCCCACCGCAAGGUGGUGCCGCAGCGGAGAUUCCUGUGUCGCUUCGGACGGUUUUGGGAAGGACCCAACGGUAUGACAUUGGUGAGCCUGAUGAUUCCAAGGCCCACAGCGUAGCGGACAAGCCCUGCUACGCUUUCCAGCGUGGGAAGUGCCCACGAGGCGGAGGUAAAGGCGGUAAAGGUGGGGAGAAGAAGGACACCUCCAAGAUUCCUUGUAUCUUCUUCCCCAAAGGCACCUGCAAGAACGGUAAGAAUUGCCCAUUCAUGCACAAGGAUGCCGCUCCCUCUGUCCCGGCCAAAGGCGAUAAGGCUGGCAAGGACGGGAAGAGAUCGCCCUCCGGCAAGCGCAGGCGACCCAGUAAGAAAAGGCCAAAGAGUGAGGAUAAGCCAGCCGCAUGCUGUCUCUCCCUCACAGCCACCCUCACGGGUGAGCCAUCGGCCGAUGCUGGGAAAGCCAGUAGCAGCCCGCAAGGGUACAAGUCUGCGGAGCUAUGCCCACCAUCAAUUCCAGAGGACACCGAAGAAGCUUUGCAGAAUGCCCGUGUCGGGGUAGAGAAGGAUUCUGCACGCACUGCAAAGAAGCAAUUCCCCUGCCCCAACUUGCUGCAGCGGACCAUUGAUGGCAUGCUUAGCGGCAAAGUCCUCAGUCCAGCUGGCGCGGCAGAAGAUCCCAUCGAAAAGAUGGCGAAUUGCAUUCCUCCCAUUCCUGGGGUGGAAACGAGUCAACUGCUAAAGGCAGGUUGGACGGUCAUCAACGGCAGCCCCGAUGACGUGUGGUCUUUGUUGGAGGAUUCAGUCAACAUUGACGAAUUGGACGGUAUCUAUGGGGAAGCGCAAGCCGACAGCGAUGUCGAGCCAUACACUAUGCCAAAGUCUAAGAAGGACGAACAGCUUAGUGAAGACCUGGAUGAAAUGUUCCCAGAGCUAUUUGGUCCUGAUCGUGAUAAAGAUCCUCCGCCGAAGGACGCGAAAGAAGCCACCCGCAAGGGUGAGUCAAAGUCUGAUUCCCGUGCAGCAUUGCUUGAUGAUGUUCCGUUCUCUGUGAAGCAGAAGCUGAAGUCCAGCGCAGCAGUAGCAGCGCAAGAACCACCGUAUGGUUAUGCGUGGAGUGGGGAAUGUUUGGUCAAAAAGAACAACAAGAACCGCCCCGACGCUAUUGAUCAUACUGCAUGGAAGUCUAUGUCGAAAAGACAAAGAGCAACAGCAAUUGCAGAACAUGAGAAGAAGCUACAUGAGGAGAAUGAGGCACUGUACCGUGAAGCUAUAAAGGUGGAUUGGUGGGACGGCGAAACCUACUUCGACCUCGCAGGCCGGGAGCAGUCUGAUUUCGAGCUGGCAGUUGCAGCUGCCCGCAAGGGCAAGCCGGUUGGGCAUUUCAAGCUACUGAAUGUUGGUACAGCCGAACAAGUGGCGGAUGUAUUCACGAAGCCUUUCACUGAAAAGAACAAGUGGACGCAUGCCUUGAAGCUUAUUGGACAUACAACCAGCGCGAACGUAGCCGGGUGCAAACCCGAGUCGAAGGUCGAGGUCGACAACAAGGUUUCGGUAGCAGCAGCUCCGGAUGCAUCAAAGGUUGUCGAGGACUUUGCUAAACAAUCGUUCGAGGCUAACGAUUACAGCUUCAAGACCUUCGAGAAGCUAGCUGGGCUUAUUCGUACCAAUCUCAAGGCAUCAUUGGCAAAACCGCGAUCGUUUAUGGCUUCUGAGAAGAUAUCCAAAUACUUGGUAUUCGGCGCUUGGGUCCAUGGUGGGUGCUUUGGUAUUACCAACCGCACAAAACAUUACCCAUGGAUUUGCAGGUAUGUGAAUGAAUUUGUUAAGCGAUCAUCUCCGAAAGGGUUUACAUGGACUUCGUUCGUGUUCAACUUCAAUGGCAAGGCCCGCAUCCACACGGAUAAGUACAAUCAGAAAGAAUCGUACAACCUGACGUUCUCCUUCGGUAACUAUACAGGGGGGAUGGCAGCCAUCGUUGUGAGCGACGAGUUCUGGAGGGUCAACACCUCCGAAGCAGACAGGGCUGGAGUUACCAAGGCCAUGAAAACCAUUCUCCAAUCCGCCGCCCUCAACAACGAUAUCAUUUCGCUAGGCGCCGAUCAUGAGAGCCAGCUCUUGGAGUCGGCGUACAGCUGCGUAUCCACACAAUGCGCGGCUGGGCUAUCUUUGACCCAUGCCGACGCAACCUGUGUGGCUCUGCGCCAGAUGGCUGACCUCAGUGACGAGGGACUCGCCAAGUUGAAGCCAACCGCAAGGUUGAGCCCCAAGGCCAAGCGAGCCAUCAUUGUCGUGUCAGACAGCUCCACCGCACUUUGCAAGAAGAACAGACGGGGAGUGUUCGUCAAGGCCGACUUGGAUGCGGAAGUGAACAUCGCAAGCAUGACGCUGGGAUGGGCACAGACUCGCUACACCAUGUGUUGGGGCAAAACCUUGGCGUGGAUUGUCUGGCAGGUCGAGGAGCAUGUGAAAGAGCUUCGGACCAACUAUCCGGACCACACCAUCGACGUGAUCUGCUGGUGGUGCGGGAACGAGAUCUCCGGCCAGUGGGGCUGCAUCCCCACGCGGCUUGGACCGGGACUCGCCUACAGAGAUCCCAAUGUCACAACGGAGACCGUCGCCCGGAAAGUGAGAAGGGCAGCAGAUGUUUUAGCCGCCCUCGCGGGCGAGCCGGACAUUGGUUUUGUGAAGGUGAUUGGGCAGGUGGAGGCGGACUUGUUCCAACUCCACUCAGCAUACAACGACUUCAAUGCCGCAAUGUUCGAGGAGUUCAGACAGCACGGUCUGCAAGUGCAAACCACGAGCUCCUUGGUCGAAAAGCUGGAAAUGUAUGACAGCUUUCACGCCCGUGAAGACCGUCGCAACCGCGAGUUAUUCCAGACCUACUUGCAUGCCACUUUCAAUGCAAGCAGGAGCGAAUGGCUUGCCCAGAAGAUGACACCCUGUGUCAGGGCUUUGCUUGUUCGCUAUGAGCACUUUGAGACUGGCUCCGGUGCCAACAAUCCGGUGCUCGAGGAUGUCUUCCAGCAGUGGCGUGCGGAGAAGGACCAGCUCAUGAACCCGAAACAGGCAAAGCCAAUGCAAGUCACCCAGGAGGACAAGAUGUGGGAAGCCCCAGAUGCCGCUGACGCAACCGACGUCACCAAGAUCUCCAAAAAACUACCCAUGGAUAAAGCCAUCCGCAAGGAUGUGCCAAGGAUCGGUGCAACCACUGAUGUUAGUGCUGUUGCGGAGUGCAUCAAUGACAUUGUCACCCAGGACGCAGACGGUAAGGUAUCCUACAAUACCCCGGGCACGGUGGAGCUGGUGGAUGAGGGCGAACAAGUCGACCCCAUCCCAUCAUCGAUUGGACGUGUCAUUGAGCCCGCGGCACCCAAGAAGACUAAGAAGUCUGACCGCGACGAGGAUGCCAUGCGAAGGCUCAUGUUCAUCGAUGAAAGCGCCCCGCAAGGGGCUGCCGCUAUGCCAGAGCUUCCGAAUGAGUACUUCUACAACGGUAAGAAGCACUUGAUGAAGCCCUUCAAUCCGGAGGACAUUGUGGGAGACAGGCACGUGACUUUCAAACACGGUGACCUGAAGUUCCUCACCAAGCUGCUACGUGGCCAUGAAAUGGACGACUUCCCUGCCUGGAGGCUCGGUGUCCAAAAAAUUUGCGCAUCGCGUACAAAUUUUUUUGUUCAUGAGAUGGUUUGCGACACUUUUUUGUACAUGGCCACGUCGGGCCCCCAUAUGGGCCCUCGCGGCCCCGCAUGGCCCCCCACAGGGGCCCGCCCGCACAGCCUGCAGACCCAACAUGACAGCAUAAACAUUCGUUCUCAUCCACAUGAUGUAACCCAAACCCAGGCAAAAGUCCAAUAA
Messenger RNA from Symbiodinium sp. CCMP2592, 5649 nucleotides. The record is from the annotation of a GenBank genome assembly. Lineage: Eukaryota; Dinophyceae; Suessiales; Symbiodiniaceae.